AAUAAAUCUCUCUCCAUAAUUAAAAUUACAAUGACUCAAACAGCAAUUGGUUAUCUGGCAAAUUGUGCAUAACGUCAGGCAGGAGACAGUACCAGCUCAACGAAGGAAUUUACGAAUAAUCGCUUGGUCUUUCAUUCAUAUUUCAAGAUGCCUAUGAUUAAACUACAGAGUUCAGAUGGAGAGGUGUUUGAAGUUGAUGUUGAGAUUGCUAAACAAUCUGUCACUAUUAAAACCAUGUUAGAAGAUUUGGGUAUGGAUGAGGAUGAAGAUGAACCUGUCCCACUACCUAAUGUUAAUGCUGCUAUAUUAAAGAAGGUAAUUCAAUGGUGUACCUUCCAUCGGGAUGACCCUCCACCACCUGAAGAUGAUGAAAACAAAGAAAAAAGAACAGAUGAUAUCUGCUCCUGGGAUGCAGAAUUUCUUAAAGUUGACCAGGGCACCUUGUUUGAGUUGAUUUUGGCUGCCAACUACUUAGAUAUCAAAGGCUUGCUUGAUGUAACUUGCAAAACUGUAGCAAAUAUGAUCAAAGGGAAGUCCCCAGAGGAAAUCAGGAAAACUUUUAACAUUAAAAAUGAUUUCACACCAGCAGAGGAAGAACAAGUAAGAAAGGAAAAUGAGUGGUGUGAAGAAAAGUAGAUCAGAAUACUCCGGCCAGAGCAUCACAGUACCCAAUAAUACCUUUUUUAAAUUAAGUUUUAUUAUAAUGUGAUAACACUCAGACUUAAUCUUGUUGUUUACCUUGUAUAUAAGUGAGGUGUGUGAGUUGACUUGGACCGUGAGCUUUGUAAUUUAUUUGUUGGUUUUUUUAAAAUUAGGUAUGCAACAAUUUUAGGAGAGAAAGGCAUUAUUAAACACUUAAAUUAUUUUGAGAAAGCUUCUAACAUUAAAGUUUCUGUUGAGUUUUCCAUCCUUGAUGAGUUUAUUGCAAUGUUGAUUUAGAUUUCUUUUACGCAUUUUUAGUUUUCACCUACUAAACCAAUGACCAAUAUUGCUUUAGUUGAAUAAAAUUGAAAUAAAAAUUUUGAAAAAUCAGGUUUUGCUUGGUUUUACCUUUAUGAAUCCUUUAAAAAAAGUUUUUUUAAGCUCUUAAUGGUUUCUUAAAUGCUUGUUUUACCCGUUAACUAAAAUUUGGAAAAAUGUUUGUAUUACUAUAUAACUACCAGAAAGUAUAGUUAUUGGUUAUGAGAUCUGCAUUAUUUAAGAGAUUGAUCUUUACAGUUUGUUAAUCAUUUUAAAUAUUUUGUCUGUUGUGUCUAGCCUUAACAUUUUUGUUAUCACCCUUCACAAACUAAAUGUAAAUAAACAAAAUGAAAUCUAAAAUGUAUCAUACAUUUUUUUCCUUCAUUAACUAAGUAGACUAUUAGACAUGGUUUCUUUUUCAAUUACUUUUGACAUAUUUCUUUCAGAAUUUCAUAGAGAAUUAAAAAAUAAUUGUGCAGAACUUUCUUCUAUUGAUUUAAAAAAAACUGCAUGGAUUUUUAUUUUAUGAUAAAAUUUUUUGGCUUCUUUGUAGCACCAUUUUUUUCUUACCUUGAGUAAAAGCAGUUUGUUAUAAAUCUCACCAUUCAUACACAAGUAUUUUUGUAACCAAGAGAUGCAUUUUCUAUCUUCAAAAAAUAUCACAAGGCUUUUUAAAUGUUGCAAUCAUUUUCCAUUGUGUCCACUCCACUGAAGGGUUAGAAAAUUCAGUUUUCCUCCUUCAUCUGAUGAUUUUAUGGUGCUUGUGUGAGAUAUAGAGUACAUCAACAAUGUUUUAUUUGUUUGUAACAAUAAAAAUAACUUUCCUUUAUCUUA
Molecule: messenger RNA, 1794 nt
Organism: Physella acuta
Lineage: Eukaryota; Metazoa; Mollusca; Gastropoda; Physidae
Product: S-phase kinase-associated protein 1
Biological process (GO): ubiquitin-dependent protein catabolic process
Source: RefSeq, a predicted model, not a curated record